GUGCGGGUGGCCUGCCCGGCAGCGGUGUCCUCCCCCGGGCAGCCGCGCGCCCGGGGAGCCCCGGUGGGCUGGGCAGGUGGCCGGGAGGGCGAGCGGUGAACGCGGCAUGGGGGACGGCGCCGACACGGCCUGCCGCUGACUAUGGAUCAUUACGAUGGUGCAGAAUCGAUGGCUCGACAGUGCCCGUCCUCGGACCUUAAAGGUGGCUGCCCAGGCGCCACUCCUCUGCAGAGGCGGCUGGAGUCGGUGAGGAGGCAGCCCGCCCCGUGUGUGCCGCUGACGCCGCGGAGGAGGAUCCCCCAGUGCUCGCAGCUGCAGGAAAAUGUUGAUCCUCAAAAGGUUGCAUUCCUUCUGCAUAAACAGUGGACUUUAUAUAGUUUAACUCCCCUGUAUAAAUUUUCCUAUUCUAAUCUCAAGGAGUAUUCUAGACUUCUGAAUGCGUUUUUUACUACGGAAAAGCAAAAAGGACUUGCCGUGGAGGUGGGCGAAGACCUGAGCAUCAAGGUGACCUUCUCUACCCUGCUGGGAGUGAGAGGGACGCAGAGGGACCCUGACGGGCUGCUUGUCCAGAUUCUUUCCAAGUCUCCGUUGCCGUCGGCGAGCCGGGAAGGGAAGGUGCUGUGGACCGGCUGGCUGUGCUGUGUGUGUGGAGACAGCCUGCUGGGGAGCGUCUCCGAGGACUUCACGUGUCUGCCCUUACUCCUUGCAAAUGGAGCGGAGUCGAAUACAGCCAUAAUUGGAACUUGGUUCCAGAAAACUUUUGACUGUUAUAUCAGUCCCUUAGCGAUCAGCGCUUUUAAUCUCUCCUGGAUGGCUGCCAUGUGGACGGCGUGUGGAACGGACCGUUGCGUUGCCACCACUGAGCUCCUGUGGUCCGUGCCGUGCAGCCCCCACAGUCUGCACAUCUCCUACGCCAUCCACCCCGAGGAUGCGAGAGCUCUGUGGGACAGCGUCCACAAAACGCCCGGGGAGGUGACCCAGGAGGAGGUGGACUUAUUCAUGCAGUGCCUCGAGUCCCAUUUCUACAGACAUUUCCGAAUUCACCUGUCAGCUACGAAGCUGGUUCGUGUUUCAACAUCUGUAGCCUCGGCACACACUGAUGGGAAGAUCAAGAUCCUCUGUCAUAAAUACCUUGUCGGCGUCCUGGCGUAUUUGACAGAACUGGCAGUGUUUCAGAUUGAGUGAGGGCGGUGAGGUGUGGGGCGUGAGCUCUGCGCCCUG
This is a messenger RNA of Ochotona princeps (American pika), 1221 nucleotides long. RefSeq names its product centromere protein L (gene CENPL). The record is from RefSeq and is a predicted model, not a curated record. NCBI's taxonomy places the organism in Eukaryota, Metazoa, Chordata, Mammalia, Lagomorpha, Ochotonidae. The coding region runs from base 142 to 1185 and encodes 347 amino acids. The transcript has 5 exons.